Messenger RNA from Carassius carassius (crucian carp), 1612 nucleotides. RefSeq names its product homeobox protein Dlx3b-like. Bases 176 to 913 code for a protein of 245 amino acids. Lineage: Eukaryota; Metazoa; Chordata; Actinopteri; Cypriniformes; Cyprinidae. Gene Ontology annotation, molecular function: RNA polymerase II cis-regulatory region sequence-specific DNA binding; DNA-binding transcription factor activity, RNA polymerase II-specific. Gene Ontology annotation, biological process: regulation of transcription by RNA polymerase II; embryo development; epithelial cell differentiation. The transcript has 3 exons. The record is from RefSeq and is a predicted model, not a curated record.
UAGAUCCCUGCCAUUUACCUCCAGUGCUUCUACCGAGGGAGUUCGAGAAACAGCGCGUCUAGGAUUUUGUGUAACAGGCAGCGUCCUGAACUAAACGUCUGCAUGUUUUGUUCAAGUCUGCCCUGGAAAUAAAGUGGAAGAUCGUUGUUGCUUUUUUGAUCCCCCACUCUAAAGGAUGAGUGGACCGACAUAUGACAGGAAGAUACCCGGUUUUUCAACCGAUCUUUCAGGCUCUAUGAGUUGCCAUCCGACUUCCAAGGACUCUCCGACUCUUCCAGAGUCUUCGGCUACAGACAUGGGUUAUUACAGCAGCCAUCACGAGUACUACCAGAGUCCUCCAUACCCUCAACACAUGAAUUCAUAUCAUCAGUUUAAUCUGGCAGGGAUGGGGGCAUCAGCCGGACCUUACCCCACUAAGACAGAGUACCCUUACAAUACUUACAGACAGUAUGGACAUUACAACAGAGACCUGCAGACGCCACCUCAAAGCGGAGUCAAAGAGGAACUAGAGACUGAAGUUCGGAUGGUAAACGGAAAACCCAAGAAAAUCCGCAAGCCGCGCACCAUUUACUCGAGUUACCAGCUCGCCGCGCUGCAGCGCCGCUUCCAGAAGGCGCAGUAUCUGGCGCUGCCGGAGAGAGCCGAGCUCGCCGCUCAGCUGGGGCUCACGCAGACACAGGUCAAAAUCUGGUUCCAGAAUCGGAGAUCCAAGUUCAAGAAACUUUACAAGAACGGCGAGGUUCCGCUGGAGCACAGCCCGAACGCCAGCGACUCCAUGGCCUGCAACUCGCCUCCAUCCCCGGCUGUUUGGGACAAUAACGCGCACUCUAGCCAGGUCAACCGGGGGCAGAUCCCCCAGACACCCCUCAGUUCAACACCCCCCUACAUGGAAGAUUACAGCAAUCACUGGUAGCAGCAGGGAUCACAUUUACAGCAUCCAGUGCACCACCCAGGACCACCUCAGAGCGUGGGGGCCGUGUAUUAAUAGACACUGAUGGAAGAGUUUAAUAUAAGAGGAAGACUUUUGAAAAACUCAAUAUAAAUAAGCUGAGAGAUGCUCCGCGAGUAUCUGGAGUGGGACAGCACACAUGUGUUGGCGUUCUGUGUACUGUUUAAACGCGUAUAUGUCGAUAUAUGAAUGCUUUGUGUUGAAAUAACAGUAGUGUAAUAUUAAUAAUAACAAUGUUUCAAUGUGUCCCGGCUACUCAUAUGCACAUAGGUGUAGGUGAAACAAUGUAAAGGAGGUUUAGAGUGGUUUUAAAUUAUUAUGUUUUAUGACUUUCUUUAUUUUCAUGUUUUGUUCAUUGAGGCGAAUAUUAAAAUGUUUUUAAAGAACGAUUGAACCCCAAUUUGUUUCGUUAUCAGCCUCACCACCCACAGUGUGGGCUGGUGUCGCGCGCGUCAGAGACUCAGGACAUAAGUUAUAUAGACUUGUACAAAAUGUUGAAAGCUGUACAUAUGUGUUUAAAUAAAGCAGAACCACUAAAUUCGUGUUACUUAAGACAGAGACUGCACGCGGGUGCUCGAACCAUUUUUUUAUUAUUAUUAUUAUCUAUUGUUGUAGUAGUUCUAUUGUUAUGCUGUCAAAAUGAAUAAAUGCGAAUUGAAAAUA